AUGGAACCUUCUGCAGCCCAAAUGGAUGAGGAGGAGGAAGAGCUGAUGGAUAUUGUGGCUGCCAGAAGUCAGGGGGGCAAUAGAGAGGCGGAGUUCAGUAAGCUGGAAAUUUUGGAAUCGGAAGCGCAACAGAGAGAAGAAGACGAGCAAUCGAAGCGAGCCCAAAUGGGGAGGUCAUUCCAGUCAUCGCAACAUCAUCCCAGCAAAACAGGCGACAACCCCAUGAGAGAGGAAAUCAAAGAAGAAGAAAAAGAAGAAGAUACCUUUAUUUUGCAGGUCGUACAGGAGCAAAUAAAGAAUCAUGGUCAAGAUACCACCAGCAAAACGCUGUCAGCUGAAGCCGGCUGUCCCAGCACAGCAGGCGACAACUCCACGGGAAAGGAAACCAGAGCAGAAGAAACUUGGCUAGUACAGGAUGAGCUUGGUUUUCCGCAACCAAGGUUGGCUCGUGGGCAAAAUCAGGCAAAUCAAGCUACCAUGCGUCCAGGAGCAUACACAGCGGUCCCUGGGACUGAUCUCCACAGAACCACGACACUCAGUCGCUCAUUGGUGGGAGCUACUUCUUCUUCUCAUGUUGAAGAGCUUACAUCAAAUGCAAUCGCAAGGAAUCAAAGUACAGCAGAUGGCCAAGCCACCACUCCAACGGACAAUAUUAAUGGAUUGGUGGUGGCGAACCAGGUUGAAGAAAAUGAAGAACCCACACAGAUUGCUAGACCCGACCAUUUGCAUGGGGAGAACAAAUCAACCUCAAUGACUCUUAUGAUCCUUGUGCUCAUUGGUAGCAUUCUCAUUGUUGGAGUGAUUGUUGGUUCCAUCUGUGGGGCUGGUCUCUGCAGCAACAAGGAAGGUGAUGCCCCCACUUCUUUUCGAUACAUUGUUUUGGAGGACAUUCAAAACAUAAUCGAACAGACUUUUGGACCUGACUAUUUUCCCAAAAAUGAUGAGCCAGAACCCACCCAGCCAAAGUUCAAGGCUCUUGAUUGGAUCGUGUUUGAGGAUCCUCUGCAGCUCAACCCAGAUGCCAACAAUCUUCUACAGAGGUUCAUCUUGUCAUUAACAUCCUUUCAAACAUCCCGGGAGAGUGAUUGGCUUGCCUGUGGACCAUCUAAAACUGCAAACGAUGAAACAUGUUGGAUUCAAAUCCAAGGUUCGGAUUCAUUGGCAAGCAGGUGGCUCACAGGUGUCCAUGAAUGUCAAUGGGCAGGAAUUUUUUGUGACGGAGAGAAUCGCAUUACUCAGUUGCGGCUCAGGAACAAUGGAUUGAACGGCCCCCUGCCCGCAGAACUUGCAAGUCUUCUAGCACUGGAAUCAAUAGACUUCCUUGGGAACCAACUGACAGGAAGUAUUCCUGUGGAAUUGUUUGGAUCCCCACUUUCCAAAAUACUUCUGACAAACAAUUCACUAACCGGGACAGUGCCCACAGAAGUUGGACUCUUUGAUGGGGUCGCACUUGGAUUCGGAUCAAACAGCCUGUCUGGUUCCAUUCCUACAGAGCUCUUUCAUGCUGGCAAAAGAAUCCGCUCUUUUUAUUUUUAUGACAAUAAGCUUACAGGAACUCUACCCACUGAAAUUGGAGCAUUGCAUGGAAUUUUUCGAGCCGUCGUCUAUUUGGAAGGGAACCCUUUACACGGAACCAUCCCAUCCGAAAUAGGACUUCUGCAAGGCUCUCUCGCAGAACUUUAUAUCAGUGGAACUCAUAUGGAUGGCAGCAUACCAGAGGAACUCUUUACAGAAUGUACCAACUUAGCUGCUUUUCGGGUCUCCAACUGUGGCUUCGCUGGCACCAUAAGCACUGGACUGCAGCUUUUGACAAAGCUAGAACUCUUUGACAUUUCCAACAACAAGUUCCAUGGCACCAUCCCAGCACAGCUUUCUGCUCUGACAAAGCUAACUCAGUUUAUUGUGAAUGGGAAUGACCUUUCUGGUUCCAUUCCAUCAUCUGUCUGUGCUUUGGCUGACCCCACAAAGUGGAGAUUUCAAGUGGCAGCUGACUGUUUACCAAGGGGCGGCACAGGCGAUCCCAUGCCUGGUAGCUGA
Messenger RNA from Seminavis robusta, 2037 nucleotides. NCBI's taxonomy places the organism in Eukaryota, Bacillariophyta, Bacillariophyceae, Naviculales, Naviculaceae. The record is from the annotation of a GenBank genome assembly.